Xiphophorus maculatus (southern platyfish) is the source of this 1095-nucleotide messenger RNA. It is a transcript of the gene ppp1r27b, whose product is annotated as protein phosphatase 1 regulatory subunit 27. Lineage: Eukaryota; Metazoa; Chordata; Actinopteri; Cyprinodontiformes; Poeciliidae. The transcript is spliced from 3 exons. The record is from RefSeq and is a predicted model, not a curated record. The coding region runs from base 162 to 665 and encodes 167 amino acids. Gene Ontology annotation, molecular function: phosphatase binding.
CUUCCAAAUCUUGCGGCUGAUCUUAAAAUAGGCCAGCAGGGAGAAUAAAAGAGCCACAGCGAGGAAGCUGCACCCUUAGAGGAGCGGUUGAUCCAAGAGAGAGACACACACCCUAAAGGGACUUAAAGUUUUUGCAAGUUCUUCUGCAACAAGACUCCAGGAUGAAGUACUAUGGAUGCCCCGUGUCCCAGACCCUGGGAAUCAAAGCUUACAGCCAGCGCUGCAACCUUCCAGUCACCUGCAAGAGAGCAGCCUCCCUGAAGCCGGUCCGGAGCGUCCACUUCCCCAACGACGUCGUUUUCCAGGACUAUGUCCGGCACGGCGAGCUGGAAAGGAUCGGACUUUUCAUCAGGGCCAGCAGGGUCAAGCUGGACACCAUUUACCACUCUGGAAUGGCAGCCAUCCAUGAGGCAGUCCUGACCGGGAAUCUGGAGUGUGUGCAGCUGCUGGUGCACUAUGGGGCAGAUAUCCACCAGAGAGACGAGGAGGGGUGGACCCCGCUGCACAUGGCAUGCAGUGACGGCUUCCCACACAUCGCACGCUACCUGCUGUCUCUGGGCGCCGACCCCGAGCUGGAGAACGAGUGCGGCGAGAAGCCGGCUGACCUCAUUGAGCCGGAGAACAAGGAGCUGCUGAGGCUCUUUGGGCUGGCGGUCAACGACUGAAGACCCCAGAGGUCCCUUGAGAAUCACAGUCGUCCGAAAGCCGCUGCAAGUUCUUCGGCGGUGAACGGAGAAAGCCGCAUCAGUCCAGGUUCCUGGUUUUUGAGCUGCCACAGCUCCGAGAGGGGAUGGCUGAUUGGGUGGACGAAGGGCCGGCAGAGCUGACAGACCCGUCUGACUGGACUGUUUUACUCCAGCAGCACCAACCUGCUGCAUCCUCUCUGCACCUCAGACCUUUUUAUAACUUUGCUUUUUUAUAUUGUUAUCUGAAGGUGCAGGAAUUUUCGACUUUGUGAAACAAAGCUGUUGCACUUUUUAGUUCCAUUUCUAAGAUUACUGUCAUGUUUAUGUUUUUAGCCUUUACCAGCAAGUUUGUUGUUUUGUUUUGAUAAUUUUAAAUUAAUUGUACUGUUCAUUAACUUGUUUGUCCUUU